AAAAAUCGGAAGCACACUUAUAAUUUUUGAGGUGUAUUUUUCUGUUUGUUUCUUGAGAAAAUUUUACAGAGCGAGAAAUGGCGACAGAGGAGGGACAAGUUUUCAGCUGCCACACUGUGGAGGCAUGGGAGCAGCAGCUCCAGAAGGCCAACGACUCCAAGAAGCUGAUGGUUGUUGAUUUCACUGCUUCAUGGUGCGGACCAUGCCGCUUCAUUGCACCAUUCUUGGCGGAGUUGGCUAAGAAGCUGCCGAAUGUCAUCUUCGUGAAGGUUGACGUCGAUGAACUGAAGACGGUCGCGCAGGACUGGGCGGUAGAGGCAAUGCCAACGUUCAUGUUCCUGAAGGAAGGGAAGAUCGUGGACAAGGUGGUCGGAGCGAAGAAGGACGAGCUGCAGCAGACUAUCUCGAAGCAUGUGGGCACUGCUUCUGCCUGAAUGUGAUAAAUUUGCAUAUUAUGCCGAUAAAUCUGGACUAUAGCAAAGCACAAGGCCACGGACCGUGCGAGUUGCUAGCAAUGCAGACUUAUAUUUCAACCUUUUGACCUUGUUUUAAGUAUUGUGCGUGGUACUUUUCAUAAGGUUGCUACAUAAAUGUAGUUCUACUUUAGCCCAUACAUCGUUUGGAAAUUGUUACUUGA
Pyrus x bretschneideri (Chinese white pear) is the source of this 637-nucleotide messenger RNA. RefSeq names its product thioredoxin H-type-like. The coding region runs from base 78 to 434 and encodes 118 amino acids. NCBI's taxonomy places the organism in Eukaryota, Viridiplantae, Streptophyta, Magnoliopsida, Rosales, Rosaceae. The record is from RefSeq and is a predicted model, not a curated record. The transcript is spliced from 3 exons.